Molecule: messenger RNA, 1753 nt
Organism: Exserohilum turcica Et28A
Lineage: Eukaryota; Fungi; Ascomycota; Dothideomycetes; Pleosporales; Pleosporaceae
Exons: 2
Coding region: 1-1650 (549 amino acids)
Molecular function (GO): protein binding
Source: RefSeq, a predicted model, not a curated record
AUGAAGCGCGCGCACGAUGGGGAUGCCGAUGAAGAGCGCCUGGUGAAGGCGCCACGGCUAUUACAUCCUGACAGACUGUCCAAACUGAGCGAGGAGCUGCUUGUGCGCGUGCUUUCCUUCGUUCCUGUCCCGUCGCUGCUAGUAUGUCAAAGGGUAUCCAAGAGGCUCAGCCGACUUGCAGUUGACUCUGAGCUUUGGAAGGCAGCUUACUACCGCACAUUCGUUCUCCCACGCGCAUCUCGUAUACCAGGCAUCAAAGACCCUGCCAAUCCCAAUCGACUUCAUUAUUCCUCUCGGCUUUCAAAGUGGCUGGAAGAUGGCUAUCUCGUCAAAGAUGGGACACAGACAAAUUGGAAACAACAAUAUCGAUUGCGGCACAAUUGGACGCAGGGACAAUGCGCCGUCAGUGAAAUCGUGGUCGCUGAAAGGCCGCCAGAUCCACCGCUUCUGGUGAUGAUGUCGAACAACAUCAUUUAUGCUGCGGACUCUAUAUCUGGCCUUCGGGCCUGGAGCUCGAAGAAUGAUCGCGAUCUAUUGGCAUCCACAGAGCUCCUCGACGAAGCCAAUGCACCCCGGCUACCCAUUUCUAUGGCUAUAGAUGCCUCUGAAGGAGAAGAGAGUGUAGAGAGGGCCGCAAUAGGUUUCGAGGAUGGCUCUUUUUCGAUAUAUGCACUGAGGAAAAACCAUAAGAGAUUCAAGAAACUCUUUACGCACCCACCAUCCAGCAACGGGAUGCUAUCGGCACUUGCAUACUCGUCUCCUUACCUUCUCACCAUGACUGAAGACCACCUCCUUUCCCUCUAUGCUUUUGAGGAAAUAUCGACUGCGCACGGGAUGUUGGAUGCUCCGAAACUUUUAUAUUCCCUUCGAUCACACACCGCAUGGCCACCUGUUUCCCUAUCGCUGCGGAUGAAUGCGUCCGGCAUGACCGCCGCCAUCGCAUAUUCUAUUCCGACUUAUCUUUCUGGUUGGACUGUUGGCGUACAGGAACUAAUACUUUCGCAUAAAGGGGUCCUCCUUGAAUCGAGACUGGCUACUGCAGCGGACGAACAUUCGUUUACGCUAUCCGCGUAUCGCUCUCCGUCUUCACCUUCGGUACGAUUUUCAUUGCCUAUGCCAGGCAGCACAAGAGAAGCAACCGGGACAGGUGGACCGAGCAGAUCGAAGCCUACUUCAAUGUCAUAUUCGCAUCCAUAUCUACUCGUGGCACACCCCGACAACACGUUGUCAUUGUAUUUGGUUCGAUCGACAUCUAAAGCACUCUCUAUCAGCUCCGGGAACCGGCUUUGGGGUCACACGUCGUCAAUAUCUGGUGCCCACGUUGGUAUGCGCGGCAAGGCUGUGUCAGUAAGCAGACUUGGGGAUGAGCUCCGCGUUUGGGACUUGGAAGGCGGCAUGAACUCUUCUGUGAACCGCAAACGUUCGAGGAAUGGAGAACUGAGUGUGCGCAUCCAGCCCUCCAAAGUUGGUGAGGUGGACACUCAAGGCGACACAUCCGGAAAGCAGAUUGGGCUACGCUUUGCGCUAGACCAAGGCUUCGACGACUCUUCAGUUAGCCGAGGAUGGGUCGGGUUUGACGAGCAAAAUGUCAUUGUUCUACGGGAGAAGAGCGAAGGCAGCCAGGCACUCGUGGUUUACGAUUUUAGCUGAGAUGUAGCGAAGGAGUUGCCGCGUCGGACAGCGAGAUACCCCAUGUAGCGCUACUUAGUUGUGUCUUCUUUGGCUACUGACUGUUAUGUGAACGACAUUUAAC